Molecule: messenger RNA, 392 nt
Organism: Ceratosolen solmsi marchali
Lineage: Eukaryota; Metazoa; Arthropoda; Insecta; Hymenoptera; Agaonidae
Gene: NdufV3
Product: NADH:ubiquinone oxidoreductase subunit V3
Exons: 3
Coding region: 12-323 (103 amino acids)
Cellular component (GO): mitochondrion; respiratory chain complex I
Source: RefSeq, a predicted model, not a curated record
AUUACAAAAUAAUGUUUCGCACUACUGGCAUGCGGAUUAUCGUUCAGAAAUCUCGCGUUGCGUUGGAUGGUAAUGUUAUUUCUAAUAAAACGGUGAAAGGUCAAGCCUCGCAGUACGACAGUUCAAAUAUACCGAAUGUUAAAGGAUUUAGUGAUGCUGUUGUAAAAGUUCCAGAUACACCCGUGGGAUAUGCUGGUGCCUCGAAAAAUACAGAUUAUAAAAAUCCAGAGUAUUAUUGCUAUCAUGUGGAUUCCUUUGGUGAUUCUAUGGUAGAAUUAGCCAAGUAUAGACUACCAGCUCCAUCGAAUAAAGCAAACGAUUAAAUUACACAUUAGUAUAAAAUUAAAUUGUUUAAUAAAGCGAUGCAUUUGUAAAUUUUCUCAUCGUAGUAA